UAACACUCAUCCUUAGGAUUAGUGAAUGGACAUUGCUGUAUUAAAACGUACGGUCAUACUAUGUGUUGGUAGGCACUUAUUUAUUGCACCUGAAUCUUAUGAUUAACAACUAAAUUUGCAAACCGUGAACUAAAUACCCUAAAUUUUGAAACAAAUUUGCAUUUUUGCGGCCCCAGUCACCAAAGUCAGUUGAGAGACCACGAUGUCAGAUAUUGAGUUUGAGUGUCUCAUGUAGUGACAGACACGUCCUGUGAUGUGACCAUCAACGUACAGGACACAAAGUAUUUCCAAAUUGCAUUCCCAUAUUUGUACUACCUAUUCACAUCCAUUGACCAAUACUUUGCCUAAUAUAAAGGAAAUCUAUCCCAACAGUUUAAUAGGUAUGCCUUGUUAAAAUCCAACCACGGAGAAGUGAAAGUGUUACAAAAAAAGAGUAAAUACUAUUAUGGUGUCGUAUAACUCUGAAUUUCAACCAGUGUUGUUAGUUGUUAGUAUUCAUAUUGGUGACUAAAAUAAAUUGUGGAAUUUACAUCAUCGCUACAUAUUGUUGAAACAUAGCCUGUUUUUCAUUCGAUCCAACAUAUCCUGCGAGAUCAUCGAGGAUUACAGUCUGUAGUCCACCGACGCUUCAGUAGUCAUUUGUAUAAAUAAAUAACUGCACCCAAGCUGCAAGUUGUUGUUGAGACCUUGAAUUGAAGAAGAACUACUCCCAAACAAAUCUAAUGCUAAUAAUUAUCGUCAUCAUCCCUCGCGAUCAGCAACAAUGGGAGUCAACUAGACCAAAAAAUAUUCCCUUCAAGUAAUGUUCGUUGUAGUAGUUCGUUUAGUAGUGCUCGUUGAAAAAGUGUGUACUUAUCAUCGUGAUCGUCCAGUCGUGUGUACAUUGUAUUUUCUAUAAUGUUUAGUUAGCUAUCCUCUAAAUUAACCAAAAAUGUCAAGAAAGUUAUUGAAAUUUUUAAUCCUCUUCGAUAACCCUUCGCUACUUUACAUCCCUGGCCAAUUUUUGACAGGCCGAGUUUUAGUGGAAUUGGAUGAAGAGACGCCCUUUCAUGGUUUAUUCCUUUCCGUCGUGGGUGAAGGAUGUGUAAGAUUACGAAGUCGAGGCCAGGAGAGAUUGUAUGAUAAGGAGAGUUAUAUUGACUUCCGAAUUCGGCUCUUGGGUGAAACCGGUCAAGGUCCUUCCCUACUUUCCCCCGGAAUUCACAGCUUUCCGUAUAAAUUAGGUCUACCAUUGGGUCUACCAUCCACCUUUUUAGGAAAACAUGGCUGGGUGCAGUACUUUUGUAAAGCUGCACUUAAGGAACCAAGUGGAUUGGUUCACAAAAAUCAACAGGUUUUCAUAGUAAUGAGUCCAAUCGAUCUCAACCUGGAACCUCCAGCCAUCGCUCAACCAUUUCAUUGUGAAAUUGAGCACAAAUUAAAUUGCCUGACGGGUUCAGUCAAAUGUAAAAUUCGUCUGAACAGAGGAGGAUUCAUACCAGGAGAAAAUAUUCAUAUAUGGGCAAGUAUAUCGAAUAAUAGUCGGGUGGCAAUAGGAACAGAGGCACUGUUAACCGAGACAAUCCAGUACACCGGAAACGGAAAGGUGGUAUACACGGAACGGAGAGAGUUGGCAUCUCUCAAACGACCCAGGAUAAAGGCUGGUGGCAAAGACGAAUGGAUCAAUGAGAAAAUUGAAAUCCCACCGUGUCCCCCAACCAAUCUUAGAGGAAGUCACUUGAUUCGGAUACAAUAUGACUUGUUUUUUGUCAUCAGCCCCCGCAGUUUUGAUAAGAAGAUUAAACUUCAACUUCCGAUUUUGAUUGCUACCUACCCCCUCAGAGACGGCACCAUGCCCAGGGAUUCCAAAGACCGAUAUCCGACGAUUCUUCCUACGUACAGAACUACUAAUGAUACUAAAGCAAUCAGUAAUAAACAGCAAUAAGAUUAAUUCUGCUGAGUGAUGGUUUAUCCCUUAAACGAUAUGCAGAAAUAGGGUUUACUCCAUUGAAAUUUAUCAGAUAUAAAACUGUAAUUUUAUUAAUAUCAGUUUUCUUUUAAUUAUUGAAGCCAAAACGAGAAAAAUAGGUGAUCAAACCAAAACUUAUUUGUGUUAAAUUAAUAAACCCUAAUAAUAAUAAUUUUCUAAUUGAACCAACAAUGAUUACACAUAUAAUAGAUAUUAGGAUAAAUGUAAGGAGAAGGGAUGGGCUCACUUUUUUAGUACUUUGAAUCCUACAGGGUCCAAAUUAGGCAAUUUUUUGUCAACGUUUCGACUCCAGGAGUCCUGAAUCAGGACGGCUCCACAUGUGAUUCGCGAAUGGGAAAAAGGAUGUGGAAAAAGUUGAAGGAGUAAAAAAAUAGGAUAGGAAGAAACAACUUGUUUGUUUCUCUUUCCCAUUCACUCGCGAUAGCGAGUCAUGAAUUUUCGCCGUCUGAGGUCGAAAAGUUGACAAAAUGGCAUAAUUUGGACCCUUGAAAUACUACAAAAGUGAGCCCUUCUCCUUACAUUUAUCCUAUUAUGUCCUCCAUGCACAAUUUCAACAUCAUAUAUUAGAUAUUCUCUAACAUAACUAAACAGUAUUAAAAUAGCAAAUUAAACUGAAUAAUAAUGCCAUCAAUAAAAUAUGUAUCUAGAUUUUAAAUUAGAAUGUAUUGGUAAGAGUGAAUAUUAAUUAACUACUUGUUAAUUCGAACGCAAUAAAAGAAAUUACAAGAGAUAA
Molecule: messenger RNA, 2702 nt
Organism: Folsomia candida
Lineage: Eukaryota; Metazoa; Arthropoda; Collembola; Entomobryomorpha; Isotomidae
Gene: Vdup1
Product: arrestin domain-containing protein 4
Exons: 12
Coding region: 932-1924 (330 amino acids)
Biological process (GO): protein transport
Cellular component (GO): cytoplasm
Source: RefSeq, a predicted model, not a curated record